AUGUUGUCCUUUCAGUAUCCUCCGCCUCCGACGUCCUUUGCCAAGCUGUCCUAUCCCGCGCCCCAUGUCGUCCUUGUCACGAUGUCACGGCCCGAGAAGUUGAACUGCACCACAGCGGCGAAUAUAAUAGAGUUGACUGAGGUAUUCAAAUGGAUUGAUGACGAGCCUUCUCUUUUCGUCGCUGUCUUGACAGGGGCUGGACGAGCGUUUUCGACAGGAGCAGAUCUGAAAGAAUGGCAAGAGAAGGCAAAUGCGGCAAAUUCAAGACCAGGUGCUGGACCUGGAGAUGUCCCGGGCGCUCUGCCGCUGUCUAAUCGCCUGGGUAAAAAGCCUAUAAUUGCAGCCGUCAAUGGCCUCGCAUUAGGAGGAGGCUGCGAGACGGUGGUCAACUGUGACAUUGUCAUCGCCGCGGAUACCGCAACCUUUGGUUUAGUUGAGGUGAAGCGCGGGGUGGCCGCUUACGCCGGGGCCUUGCCACGACUGAUCCGUACAAUGGGACUCCAGCGGGCAAGUGAGAUGGCCCUCCUCGGCAAUUACAUCACUGCAGAGCAAGCGGAGAGAUGGGGAAUUGUGAAUAAGAUCGUGCCUCGAGGCCGCGUUGUUGAAGAAGCCAUCAAUUACGCCAAAGCGAUCACAGAGAACAGCCCCGAUUCAAUCAUUUGUACGAGAGCUGGGUUGAGGCAGGGCUGGGAAACUGCCAGUGUCGUGGAGGGCACAGCCAUCACAGGCAGAAGAGAGUGGGCUGAUCUGCAAAAAGCCGAUAAUGUGAAGGAAGGAUUGAGGGCAUUCAAGGAAAAGCGGUCACCAAUUUGGACGUCAGCAAAGUUGUGA
Molecule: messenger RNA, 831 nt
Organism: Penicillium lagena
Lineage: Eukaryota; Fungi; Ascomycota; Eurotiomycetes; Eurotiales; Aspergillaceae
Product: enoyl-CoA hydratase/isomerase family protein
Exons: 1
Coding region: 1-831 (276 amino acids)
Biological process (GO): fatty acid beta-oxidation
Cellular component (GO): mitochondrion
Molecular function (GO): enoyl-CoA hydratase activity
Source: RefSeq, a predicted model, not a curated record